This is a messenger RNA of Aplosporella prunicola CBS 121167, 6705 nucleotides long. RefSeq lists its product as uncharacterized. The record is from RefSeq and is a predicted model, not a curated record. The transcript is spliced from 2 exons. Gene Ontology annotation, biological process: meiotic chromosome separation; proteolysis. Gene Ontology annotation, molecular function: cysteine-type endopeptidase activity; protein binding. Gene Ontology annotation, cellular component: cytoplasm; mitotic spindle pole body; mitotic spindle. The coding region runs from base 1 to 6705 and encodes 2234 amino acids. NCBI's taxonomy places the organism in Eukaryota, Fungi, Ascomycota, Dothideomycetes, Botryosphaeriales, Aplosporellaceae.
AUGACGACCACCACCGUAAAGCCGUCGCGUCCCGACCUCGACGCCAUCAAGUCUCAGCUCUCCGCGCCAACAUGCGCCCCCGCUACCGUCACCGCGCUACAGCAAUUACUUGGAGCUGCUGGCAAGCCGACAGCAGCGAACGAUAAGGAAAACGACAAACCAAAGACUGGCAGGACUGCUGCGGCCACCUCCACAACCAAAACCAAGACCGCGACCAAGGCGCGUACAAAGUCCAAAGCAACAUCCGCAGUGGAAGUAGUGGAGGAUGUGAACCAUGCCCUUUUACCCCGUGAGAAGUUUACGCUCGCAACAACAGUCGUCAAUUCGUCUCUAAAAGCACUCAGCGACGCUCUCAAACCACAACCGAAAUCGCAUGCGCGCGUGGCGUCAACCGUAUCCAAACAGCCCGAACAUUCGACCACAAACUCUGCUUCACAAUCUCGCCCAGCGCCCUCACGAACCGUCAGUCAACUAUCGAAUGUAUCCACGAAGCCGCUUCAACGGAGAUCCUCUUCACUUUCUAUCACGAAAUCCGGAGUUCCGUCUGGCAUCACAUCUCUAGCAGAAUGCGCCCGGCUUGCUUUCGCAUAUCUGAGGACACCUGAAGCAUGGAAGGCAGCGGGGAAGGACUUACCACCAUUGCAGGUGGAAAAUGGAAUGCUGUCUCUGGUCGGCAAGAUGCUGGGACACGGGUUGGAUGCGUUGGCGGCUAAGGAGUUGCGUCUGCUCAAGAGAAGGCUCGAAAUCUACAUGGAUACCAAAAAUGGGGACUCGGGCACCCUUGCAAAGGUCGCUGGAGGGAAUAAGGCCACGGAGAGUGCGGCAGAAAAAGACACGAUGGCAGGCCUGCUGCACUUCAGCGGUAUAGACCUGCAAAGUUCGGCCCUCCACCUCGUCCUUAACCACCAAAUCUACGUAUUGAGGAUCAUCGCCAACAGCAAGAGAGCUAGUACCAUCGAGGCAGCCAACUGCUUCCUUCAAACCCCAACCCCAUCAUCGCCGGUCAACAUACUUUUACAUCUCUCCGAAAGGCCAGGAUACAAAGACAAAGCCGCCCGUCAACUAGAAAGUGUCGCCCAAGUGCUCCUAUCGUUAUGUCCAAGCAUUUCAACCUCCGAGGACUCCGUCGCAUGUAACCCGAAAUUCCAUGCAACACCCGAAAUCAUUUUCCAACUACAAUCGCUAGCGUUCGAGGCCCGAUCAAAAUGGUGGAAACUCUCUGGUCACGAGGGUGAUCCUGCGAAAGAACUUCUGGAGCCAUUUUUAAAGUGCUUGGCCGCUUUUGCCCGUCGAUCGACGGCAGAGCCGAGUGAGAAAUACGCCAUGGCUGUCGGAUGGUACAGAGCUCUUGAGGAAUUUGUUCGGCUCUGGCCAACGACCAAGCGAGCGCCGUGUUCCUCUAACGUAGAAUCGAAUAUCCAUAGGGUGUUGAGUUCGCUUGCACAAUCUGCUACUUUGGGAGAUGAAGCUUUGCAGUGGAUGCAAAAUAAAGCCUCAUCUACAGACAACUCCCGGGUUUCAGGGGCAGCCUCGGCGACUUCCCAAGUCAGAAUUGCGGCCUUGCACCUCGACAACACACCAGCCGGAAAGGACGAGGAAAAAUUGACCGUGAGCCUUGACAACGCGCUCCAAAGCCUAGCCGGAAACUUGAGUGGAGAUUCCGCGGACCUUGACACGUUGUUAGCCGAAGUUUCGGGCCUUAGAAGAGCAGCGACCAGGGCUUUCCUAGAUGCAUCAAAUUCGAGUUCAGACCAAGUAGAGCGCGAAAAUGAUAUUCAGGACAAAUGCGUCUUAGUAAUUGCUGCUUGUACGCAUUUCCUCGCCCGGUACAUAGGUACAAGCCCUGGAGAAGACUCGGAUCCCAAAGCUUCUCUUCGGCACGGAGAACGACUCGCUAUCGCCUCGCGAGUAAUCAAGGGGUUCAUCGAUUCCGCCAUGGCAUGCUGUAGAUCACUCAUCAUUUCCAACAAGAUAAACUGGGAGUUCCUAGAUGGUUUGCUCCAAGAUUGUUGCUACAGUCUUCGCCAGCUUGAGCCGUACUACAAGGGCGAUGCCCGGUCAUUUCAGCAGGCGAAGGCAGGCCUCCAGCAUCCAUUUGUCAAGAUCUCUGGUCUUUAUUGGCUCUAUUAUUCACAGCUGAAAAAGUUGGGAACCAAGGGAGAAAGUCUGUUACGACCGUUAAGAAGAUCUAUUGAGUCACUUGCAGAUCGGAGCGAGGAAGAGAAGAUCGCGGGCCUUUAUGCUACCAAGGUUGAAAAGAUGGCAGAGAUGUUUCAAGCAACGGGAACAUGGGAGAGCGCUGCAGAAACGUACAUGGACGUCCUACGGACCCACAUAAACGACGGCAAACUGCCAGGAGCUGCUGAACGAGCGUCCACUAGCUCACUGACUCAAAUUCGCCAGGAUAACGCGGAUUUGGUAACUCUUUCGAAGACACUGGCAUCUUUUCACAACGUACUGCUGCGGGACAGCCACGAAAAAUCCGGGCAAUCUCUGUUUUACGACGACGAAGCAUUACCCCACAGCGAGAGGUCAUUGCUUUUGGAAUUGCAACUCGACAUCUUUCUUGUAACAGCCACAAAAUUGCGCCUCCGAGAUGCCGCUUUUGAGCGUGGAUUGGAAAACCUCGUCAUGUUAUUGUUCCAAUUAUAUGGAGCUUCCGAUUACCCACUCCGUCGGCAGCGCGUUGCCACGAACGUGUUGCGUCUUGCUGUGGAACUCAAAGGCCAAAUGUUAUUUCCCGAUACUUUGGUCGCGGAAGCCAUUGAUUGCACGGUAGAAGUCGAAACAUCUCUUGGUUUAGAUGCUGGAUUAUCCAAUUAUCAGGAGUAUUACGCAGCAUCGCACAAAAUGGGCGUGGCCUUCCUAGAAGCAAUCCCUUCGGCAGACAAGCUUCAGUCCGCGUUGGCAUCCUGGCAACGCAUCCUGAACGCUACAGACUCUUGGGCUGCGCUUCUCAUGCGUAUUGACAGUUUUGACAAUUGGAUCUGGCAACUCCAAAUGACUUCUGAUUUCUUCGGCAUGCAGGGUUUGGAUUUCUUACGGGUGCCAACCUUGUCAACAACGGCCAAAGCCUUGGAACUGCAGAAGCCUCUCAAAGUUGAUUUGCUUGUACGAACUGUCACUAGUCUUGGCUUGCAAUACCUCCACUUGGGUUAUUCUGGUAAGGCGGGUGUUGCAUUUGCCAAGGUCCAAAAUUUGCUCGGAGAAGACGACGUCUCUACCGAGGCGGAUCUACAAUGGCAUCUUGCCUAUGCGGAGUAUAUGCUCGUCAUAAACAACCACCAAAAAUGUGGUGAAACCCUCACAGCAGCACAUAACAUAGCAGCCAACGAUUCUCAAAUCCUUGCAAUGGCAAGAUCUUCUUCCCUUGGAACACGUAUUCGAUACAGUAAAAUACUUUCGGAUGCGUCUUAUGUUUAUGCGCUAUACUCUGUGCAGGCGGGAUACCCGCACGAGGCUCUGUCUCACGCUAAAAAUUGCGCGUCCCUAAACAGGAUGAUUUGGACAGCCUUAGAGAACAGAGACAGGAAAAGAGCCGAAAACGGAGGUGCCGGCAGUGGAGCUGUGCAGCCAACGCCUGUGAUUAUGACAAUCACCCACGACGCAUUAACUGGUGCUUCGCUCUGGCCUCACGUACCGUCCAUCUUCCGCGGAUUGUCUCUGAUAGCACGCCUCUACGCUCACCAAGGCAUGGUACAAGAGGCGAAUUUCUAUCUUGACCAAGCCUCCAAAGUUUCAGAAGCUGUGAAGGCUGGCGCAUUCGUCGUUCAUAAUGUUAACGAAGUGGUCCGGUAUCAUCUGCAAGGCGAGAGGCUGGAACAAGCAUCUGAGGCUUUGAGCCUGGCAGAUCCUUACGUAAAGCAACUUCACAAUAGUCCGGAGCUGGCGCGUUAUCACGCUAUACGUGGACAGCUUGAACAAGAACUAAACGAACAGGAUGACGCUUGCCAAUGGUUUGAUCAAGCACAGUCCGUAAUAAGCGGUCUUAUCGAUCCUGUGUUCAUUCAGCAGAUGGAUAAGGUAAACCGAGAAGAGGAGGAACUUUCCAACAAGAUGUCUCAAGUCAAGCUUGAGGAUUCUACUUCCCGGACUCGCAAGGCACCAGCUAAGAAGGCCGCGACGGCCAAAAAGUCAACGGCUAAGCCGGCGACGAACUCCACAGCGCGAAAAACAGCCGGAGCCAAAUCCUCGCUCACUGGGUCUACAUCUGCUACGGAGUGUCCGCCGCUUGAAAGUAUCCAAGGCGAUAUCUUGUGCUACAAGGCCAACUUGUUGCUUUCAAAGGAAAAACUCUCAGAAGCCAUGGAACUGAUCACCCAAGCUGAAGGAUUAAAACUUGCGCAAAACUCGGUUAUCCAGCACCAGUCGACUCGCUUCAGAGGGUUGAUGUCGGAGGCUAUGAGAGAGAUCGCAGCCGACUUCACAUUCAAUGCUCUGCCAGAGUCAACUAUCUCCUUCCCUUCGCUGUCACGAGGCGAUCGCAGGCAAUCAGAGCAAUCACAGGCAAGGCCCUCGUAUCUCUCCGUGGAACAAAGCACGCCGACUGUGCCGCCCCCUGCACGGAAAGCCGGUAGAGGAAGGAAGGCGGCCAAGGAGGAUUUUGCGGCCAUUCUUCAGAAAGCUCGCGAUUGCAUUGCCGAGGUUCAGAAUCAGGUCAUGCAUACUUCCUCCACAUCCGUGGUGCGGCGUGUGUGCAGCAUGCUCAACGAGGUCACAAUUCUGCUCUCAGCCACGAGUGGGAAGGCCGCGAAAGGAAGCCUACACCCCUUGUAUGCUGCCUACCUGACAGAGCUACCGAAGGCGGCUGCCUCCCAGCUCGAGCAACUGGCCAUUUUAAUCGAUCAACAACCAAAUCGAGACCAGCUGCUACAAUGGCCGGCACUACCAGAGGACAACCAAAAGAUCGCCCACCUUACUCCUAUCGACUUUCAAACCGAAUACGUCAACAUCAUCCCUUCGAAUUGGGCAGCAGUGUCUCUGUCUCUUAAUGAAGCACGCGAUGAGCUUUAUAUCACUCGCUACAUCGCCCAUCAAUCGCCUUUCAUUCUCCGUUUGCCUCUGUCUCGUCACAAUGCCCGCGACAUGGACGAAGAGAUCUUCGGUUUUGAAGAGGGCAAGAGUGAGCUGAAGGAAAUUAUUGAUUUGUCCACUUUCGGUAUCAGCAAGCCGCUCGAUUUGACCCAAAAGGGCGCCAAAACAGGCUGGUGGGCUGAGCGUGAGGCGUUGGACUCUAGGCUUGGUGAUCUUCUGGUCAACAUUGAGAGUAUCUGGCUUGGUGGCUUCCGUGGCAUUUUUGCCGAGAAGAAGGGAGACAAGGCACUGCUAGCAAGAUUCCAAACAAGCUUCCAGAACAUUCUGGACAGGCAUCUUCCUAGUCGGCAAGGCAAGAGCAAACAGGUGAAGGUGCCCCAACUGGACUCGAGGAUUCUAGAGCUGUUUGUGGGGCUCGGAAACCCUGACGACGGAGACGCGGAUCUAGACGAGCCGCUCAUGGACCUGGUCUACUUUGUGGUGGAUAUACUGCAAUUUAAUGGGGAGAAGAACGCCUAUGAUGAGAUCGACUUCGACUCGAUUAUCAUCGAGAUGCUCGACGCUCUGAGGGCGUAUCACAAUGCGGUCGAUCCCGCGUCCACGAAGCCCCAGCACACCAUCCUUAUCCUUGACAAGUAUCUUCACUCCUUCCCUUGGGAGUCUCUCCCCUCGCUGCAGUCGCUGUCCAUCUCCCGGCUGCCCUCCAUGUCCGCUCUUCGCGAACGUCUCAUCGCAGCACGGCAAUCAGCUCACUCUCCACCUAACGACGACGAAGAAGAUUUGGAAGGGCGGGAAGGCGGCCACUACAUCCCGCGCUCAUCGCUGCGUGGCACCAGCAUCCUCAACCCAGCUGGCGACUUGACUCAUUCGCAGGAGUUCAUAUCGCCGCACCUGGAAAGCAUGGCCGGGACAUGGGACAACAAGGUCAACCUCACGCCCGAAGAAAAAUACCUCGAGGCCGCACUGGCCAACAACGACGUGUUCCUGUACUUUGGCCACGGCAGCGGCUCGCAGUACAUCCGGGGCCGGACGGUCAAGAAGCUGUACCGGCAAACACACGGGCCGAGCAGCAGCGACCAGACGUCAACAAGCACCACGUCCUCCUCCUCCGCCGCCGCCGCCGCCGCCGACAGCAGCGAACCCAGCACCCCUCCACCCCGCAACCUGGCCACCAGCCUCCUCUUCGGCUGCAGCUCGGCCCAUAUCACCGAGAACGGCGCCUUCGAACCCUCGGGCAUGCUGUACAGCUACAUCACGGCAGGGGUCCCGGCCGUGCUGGGCAUGCUGUGGGACGUGACGGACCGGGACUGCGACAAGUUUGCGGUCAAGACGCUGCAGACGUGGGGAUUGUUUUCUGGCUCUUCUUCCCCGUCUACCUCCUCGUCGUCUCUGGACAAUGACAAUAGCGCCAAUGCUGCUGCUGCUGGUAGCAGCAAGGACAGGAAGGGCAGGUCGCGCACCCCGGCGCGGAAUAGGUCGGCGUCGGGGAAGGCGCGCGCGAGGAGCGUCGUCAGUGCUUCUAGGGGCAGGAGCGCGGCGGGGAGGGCCGGGUCGGCGUCUGGGCCCGUGAGUUUGGAUGAGGCGGUUGCGAGGAGCAGGGACGCGUGCUACUUGCGCUAUUUGAAUGGGGCCGCGGCCGUCGUGUAUGGCAUUCCGGUGUUUUUGGAGUAG